Molecule: messenger RNA, 4692 nt
Organism: Saccostrea echinata
Lineage: Eukaryota; Metazoa; Mollusca; Bivalvia; Ostreida; Ostreidae
Product: monocarboxylate transporter 4-like
Exons: 7
Coding region: 213-2303 (696 amino acids)
Biological process (GO): transmembrane transport; monocarboxylic acid transport
Molecular function (GO): monocarboxylic acid transmembrane transporter activity
Source: RefSeq, a predicted model, not a curated record
UCAACUCAAGCCCUCCAGAUUUACCGGAGCACUAACAGCUGAUCGGCAAGGGUUGUUCACAAUGUUGGUCGGGAAUAACUCUCCAAAAUGAAAACUGAAAUGACUGAAAGGAUGUGUUAUGAUCAAAAUAGAACACCUUAAAAGGUUCCUUUGUGAAAGAAUCUGGACGAUGUGAUUUGACAACUGGUGAACAGUGUCAACUUGACGGGAAAAUGACGGGUAGAACAUUCUUAGAUAAUGUCAGUGAAAAGGACAUUGAAAUCGAGCCCGAGCCCGAGCCCCGGGCCAAGUCCAGAUGCCCAGACGGAGGUUGGGGCUGGGUUAUUGUGUUUGGAGCAUUUGUCUGUAACGUGAUCGUGGAUGGAAUCUGUUUCACAUUCGGCAUAUAUGUGCAGGACAUUAUAGACUAUUAUGGAGCAGACGACUCCAAAAGUGUGUUGGUGGGUUCCCUACUAGUAGGAUGUUACCUAAUGGCAGGACCCCUUGUGAGUGCCCUAGCAAACAAGUUCGGCUGCAGGAAGAUUUGCAUUUUUGGCAGUCUUUUGACAUGCAUCGCGUUCCUUGUGAGCACUUGCGCUCCAUCCAUAGAGGUCCUGAUGUUCUUAUAUGGGGUCGUUGGAGGAAUCGGAAUGGGAUUGAUAUACCUGCCGUCAAUUGUCAUCAUCGGCUACUGGUUUGAACGGAAGAGGGCUUUCGCAACCGGCAUUGCCGUCUGUGGAUCUGGAAUUGGGGCGUUGAUCUUCGCUCCAAUCAACAGAAAUCUUCUGGAGGAGUAUGAUUGGAAGCAGAGUUUGGUUAUAGUGGCAGGUCUUGUUUUGAAUUGUGCUGUUUGUGGAGCUCUCUUUAGACCAAUAGCCUCAGUUUCCAAGAAAAGAAUGAAAAGGGGUAUUGUCACUCGUGGAUCUAUCAUGAAAGCACUUAUUGCAGAAAAGGAACGCCAGAGGACGAUUUCAAAUGGAUCGUUGGACAAUUGUAUUAUAACAAAAGACAAUAGACUCAUUAAAAUUGAUAAAAUUGACUUGAGAAAUAAAAGUGUUUCUUACAUUAAUCGUCUGAAAAAGGAACUCGGAUUUAGUUCUGGAAGCUUAAAUCGCAGUAAAAACAGUCUGAUAAUAACUCCUGUAGGUUAUAACAACAACAUGAUUAUUAACAUUGUGGAGAGUGUUCCAUCAACUCCAGUACAGGAAAAGAAAGACCUGACCCCCACUCCUAUUAGAUCCACCCGUAGGAAACGUGAUUACGAGAGAAGGAGAGACAGCGGGAACGGUAGCGUGGCCUGCAUGCCAGACAAUCCAACUCCGGAGAAUUUGAUGGAUAUGUUGGAAAAGGACGAAGCUGGCUUAUCCAGACAAUCGAGUUUUGUCAGUAGGACGAAUGAAGAAAGUAGCAACCUGUUGGAUCCUAGCUCUAUAAAACAAACUCAUUAUUUGGGGCGAAGCUCAGGGAGCGUGAGGAGUUCGGCCAAUACUUAUCUGUCCCCGGAAAGUUUGAUGACGUCAUUGAACUCGAGUGUCAGAUUUGCUGGCGAGGUUACCAUUGAUGAAAUUGAGGAAUACUCGUCACAGCGGGAAAUCCCUGGAUGGUGCCUCUACAUCUCCAACCUCUUUGAUCUCAGUUUACUGAAAGAAAAAGCGUUUGUUCUCUACGCAUUUACCAGCUUUCUCAGCAUGCUAGGAUUUUUUAUUCCUUAUUUCUUCAUUCCAUUGAAAAUGGAGAGCAUGAGUAAAGGAAAGGGUGCCAGGGUUACUGACGAUGACGGAACCCUGUUUAUCUUCUCCAUUCUUGGCAUUGCUACAACAAUAGGUCGUGUUUUAAUUGGAUGGGUGGCUGAUCGGCCGUGGUCAAACACCUACCUUAUCAACAACGGGUCACUGGUUCUAGCCGGAAUCGUUACUCUUCUCUGUCCUUUCCUAGACGGAAGUGCGCAGAUGACAAUAUUUGCUAUAGGAUUUGGCUUUUUUACUGCCGGAUUCCUUUCUCUUCGCUCCAUUGUCUUGGUAGAUUUAAUUGGAUUAGACCGUUUGACGUCAUCAUUUGGAUUACUCCUCUUGUUUCAGGGAAUUGCAACUAUUGCAGGUUCACCAUUAGCUGGUCGAAUGAAGGAAUUAACUGGUAGUAUUGACUCUGUAUUUUACCUGUCGGGAUCCCUAUUAGCAGUGGCGGGUAUCUUCGGCUGUUUUAUGACGAUGCUCAAGCCACGUGACGUCCAUGCGCAUUAUGAGGAGGAAGAAAUGGUGGAUUAUCCGAUGGAUUCGGAAUUAGAAAUGAUCGAACAGGUAAAACUUCCGGACUCCAGAUUGUAAGCAGACACGUUUUGUUUUAAAAACAAAACUAUAAUUUACACGGACAUCUUGUGCAGGGAUUUUUGGUGCUGAUGAUUGAAUGUGACUGACUGCGGGACAGACUGUCUGCUUUUCAAAGAUUUUGACUCUGGUCAAAAAUUGACUUUUUCGUACAAAAAGCGAUUUUGAAUGUUGUGCGUUGACGUUGUACAAAUUUUGUGUUGUUCAUGUCCAUGCGGUAAUUUGAUGUGUGAAAGAGGAAUCCAACAUAAAUAAAACAAUUAUAAAGUGCCACAUCAACAAAGUUGAUCAGUCUUUCAAGUGUGAAGACUAGAUUUGCCACAGAAGGAGUGUGACGUCAUUGCUUAUUAAGGAUCUCAGAUUUGAAGGACUGACUGUUAAGGUCUAUAGUCUGGUUUGGAGUGUGUAAAGUACCUUAAAGGUACUUUUUGCUUGUUUUUAAACUUAAUUCGCAGAACGCUUAUAAACAUGUUCUUUGCGUCGAUGAAUUUUGUUAUGAUCAAAGUUUUUUUUUUUUUAUGUAAUGAUGGACUUGAAUGUUAUUCUUACUUGAAAACUGAUAAUGGCAGAUUUUAAUCAUUUGGUAGAUAUAUAUUAUUAUCUAUGUUAUAUUCGAUUCGUUACAUCCAGUUGUGUAUUUUGGAAUCUUGUUAUGAUUUUAGAAGUUACUAAUAAUGAAUGGCUAAUGAUAAUGUUUAUAACAAUUUCUAUUUAUAUACAAACUAUCUGCUUAUAACCCGCAGUGCUACUUUUAAGUAUUUGCAUAAUGCUAUCAUGGCCAAGUGCUAUUUUCUUUUGUUUUGUUACUAUAGUAUUUUGUCUCAUGCUCCAAAGACGUGUUAAGCAGUGGGCAAGAAAAUAGACUGGGAUUGACGAGUUUAAGUGCCUUUGCAUAUAAUCAUGUGCAAUACACAUCACUAUCUAUUUCAACAAAGUUUUACAUGAAAUAUCAUCAACGAUGCUAAGGGGGAUAAUUCAGGGCUUUUUCAAAUAAUGUACUUUGUCACAUUGGAAAAGAUGUAUUGAAGACGACUUCAUUUGUUUUCACAUUUUCAUUUUGAUUUUUUUUUUAUUAUUAGUCAAAUAUGUCUCUAACAAAAAGCUUUUAAAUUUGGAUAGUUCCUCCUAAACUCGACAUUUUAAAGCCAGUUGUUUCCUUUCACACGUUUAUGUAUGUUUUGUGAAUGCAUGUGUUUAAUCUUCAUUUUUGUGUUAUGAUGCAUCAUUGUAAAAAAAAAAAAUGCGUUAUACUAGUAUCUUGUUUUCUUUAUAUAAUCCAUAUUAUAUAUAUAAUUAUGUACGAUGUACCUUAAACAUUUGAUAAUGAAGGGCGCAGAGACUUCAUUUGUUUUGUCUGCUGUUAACCCUGUAGGAAAAAAAUGAUAUUACUGUUAUGUAUUAUGCACUAGAUUCGCUUGUCAGGGUGAUUUUACAUAAGUAUUAAAUGAUUUUAUUGCUAGGAUUGAUUUUAACAGCUGCUUCACAUUUUAGCUUUGUCACCCUGUUCAGGUUCUAUUCUUGUUCAUACAUUUGCUGGUCAGUAUCACAUUUAAAAAAGAGCUUUGGUGACCUAGACGGUUGUGAACGAUAGAUUGUUUGUGCUGGAUCUAAAUUGUGUGAGUGUGAACAUAGUUUUCAAUUUAUAACUCCCUUCCCAUAACCCUGUUUCAUGAGAAUGUGAUUCAAAUUUGUUAGGAGUUUUUGUUCUCUUGAGUGGAAGAUUGGUGUUUUAAAUGGCAUACAAGAGAGAAAAAAAAUUGUCCCCUCAGUUAUAUAGGUGUAUAUAGCUGACUUGAAAGUCAAACAAUAUAUAGGGCAUUUAUGAAUUGUUUUAUUGUACUUGUGUUAUAAUAAAAUUACAUUAAAACGAUAUAUCAACUUUGAGAACAUAGUAUCAUUUUACAGAUGUGUCGCGCACAACACAGUGGGUUCACAAGCAUUAAAAGGGCGGAUCCAGGAUUUUGUGAAUUUAUUUUAAGUGACGGGUUUUUCGAAAAUGAUGAAUUGAUGUUGAUCUUAAAUCCGGUCCGCCCAUAUUUGCUGUUUGAAAUACUUAUUUUUAUUGAUUUUUACUGUCUUCACAAGUGAAUGAAGCGUUUUAAAUGUGGAAAUGUUGAUCUCGCAUAAGUUGUAGACAAUAAUAGAGAUGUAUGUGUUUAAAAAUUUAAUUGCUAAUUGGAAUAGGAUAUAUAAGAAAUGAAUUUAUAAAAUUAAUCCACAUUUGGUGCACUUUUAAAAAUAUAUUUAAUGUGGAAGAUGAAAGAAUAUGGCGAUUUCUAGUUUCUGUGUUUUGUAUAAUAUGAUGUCACUUUGUGAUGCAAUUUGAACUUGGUUAUUGUGUACAUCAUAUCUGUUGCCAUAUAUAUUAAAGUUCUACAAAGAAAAACAA